Durusdinium trenchii is the source of this 687-nucleotide messenger RNA. The record is from the annotation of a GenBank genome assembly. Lineage: Eukaryota; Dinophyceae; Suessiales; Symbiodiniaceae.
AUGGCCGAUGCCGACGUCUCAGUGGACGCAUCGACGACCCCGCCGGAAGGUUCAUCGAGCACGCCCUCGUCCUCUUCCUCACGGCCAAGGAACUCUGGCCCUCGGAUGAAGGUCACAGGGAAGCUGGGCAAGGUGAUGGGUGAGUCGAGCGAAAUCGCUCUCACCUAUGCCAAGAUCUUCCUGCGGGAGCUCUCGCCCCAGAAUGACUUCCUAGAUACGGCAUUCAUCCACAUGAAUAUGCCAGAGGGCGCCACUCCAAAGGAUGGACCAUCUGCUGGGGUGACCAUGACCUCGGCCCUGCUCAGUAUGGCCUUAGAUCGCCCGGUGAAGCGAGACCUGGCGAUGAGCGGUGAGGUCACCCUGACGGGCAAGGUGCUGCGAGUGGGCGGCAUCAAAGAGAAGACCCUGGCUGCGAAGCGGGAGAAUGUGGAGAAUUUGGUUUUACCCAUGUCCAAUCAGGCCGACUAUUUGGAGCUGAAACCCUACUUGCGGGCAGGUUUGACCGCUCACUUUGUGGACCACUUCGAUGAUGUCUACAGAUUAGCCUUUGAGGACACGGGCGCUCCGAUGCUACCGGGCUCCCGGGGCAGCGACGUGGUCACGGUGAAGACGCCCAUCGAGGAGAUGGCGCCCCCAGCCAUGAUGCAGCAGGCCACAGAGAGCCAGCCGAGCGCGGCUACUGUGUGA